AUGAUUCAUGCGAUUUUGGUAGACACGAUGAAAGAGCAACCUCGAUGCAGUUUUGCCGUUUUCGAAGCGUGUCGAUCGGGUCCGUCGCAAAACCCUGCGACGGAGCAGGCAGCACUGGCUCACAUUCGUGCUUUUCAGGGCGACAUGAGUGAUGCCUCCUCCUUCAUAGCCUGCUUGAGCCCAGCUGUCCUGGAAGAAAUCUUGAAGGAUCCAGAAGUGACAAUGAUGGAUUUAAAGUUGUUCCAGAUGCUCACUUCUUGGGAACAAGGGGGCACAUCCGACGAUGAGGACAACACUCCUCAAGACUAUCGCCGUUCGACCGCAAAAGAACUCGCGGAACAUAUUAAUCUUGAAGGGAUCAGUCAAUACCAUUUGACGAAGACUGUUCAACCCUCUGGCCUGGUUUCGGAGGGAAAGCUGUCGGAUGUGCGUGAGAAACUAGCAGAGAAGAAUCUUGUUGAUCUUGACAGAUAUUUUGCCCGCCUUGAACGGGCGAAUUCCAAGUUCGGCUACAAGUGUUGA
Messenger RNA from Seminavis robusta, 522 nucleotides. The record is from the annotation of a GenBank genome assembly. NCBI's taxonomy places the organism in Eukaryota, Bacillariophyta, Bacillariophyceae, Naviculales, Naviculaceae.